Messenger RNA from Phytophthora nicotianae INRA-310, 867 nucleotides. RefSeq lists its product as hypothetical. Lineage: Eukaryota; Oomycota; Peronosporomycetes; Peronosporales; Peronosporaceae. Bases 1 to 867 code for a protein of 288 amino acids. The record is from RefSeq and is a predicted model, not a curated record. The transcript has a single exon.
AUGCUACACAGCCGCGAAAGAAGGCAGAAUGAACGAGGCAGCGGUGUCGAGAUUGCACAGUCGCUACAAGCCAAGCGAACGAACAGCAGCACUAAGAGAACCUACCAGUCCAAAGUCAACGUUAUGAAGACGUGGCUUUCCCAGCAUUAUCCAGGCACAAUCAACACCGACAUAAUGGAGUUGCGAGUUCCCCUUCCAAAAGAAGCUGUUCUUGCGUUCUUCGGUCACAUUUGCGAGGCUGCAUUCUCCUGCGACCAUGAGGAAAUGGAUGCUCGGGAUGCCCCCAGGGUACCACUCUCUGCGUCUUGCGUCUGGGGAUACCGAAGCGCGUUAGUGGGUGUGUACCAUAAUAAGUUGUUGGAGUUGGAUCAGCCCUUGGACACCGAUCUGAGGCGUGUCCUCGAUGGCUACGAGAAGGAAAUUAACAACCUGAAGAAAAGAGGCUUAGUGAAGAUAAAUGAAGGCAAGCGCCAGUUGAAAGCCAGUGGGUACAAGCUACUUGCACGGAAAUUGAUGUCAAUAACGCCGACAAAGCGAGGCCAAUCGUGGGCUACAGUUUUAUUUGGAUGGAGCUACUUCGUAUUGAUGUGGAAUCUAAUGAGCCGCUCCGAUUCAAUUGACACUAUAAUGCUGCAGCACAUGGAGUGGAUCGACUAUGCUCUUGUCAUUGAAGAACAAGGACAUAAAGGAGACCAAACAGGAGUGGACAAAUUUGGCAAGCACGUCUACACUAAUCCCUACGAGUCUUCUCAAUGCCCGAUACUCGCUAUUGGCGUGCAUUUACUUUGCUGCCCGGAGCGCAUUGUUGGGGGGAAGCAGCAGUUAUUCAUUGACAGCGAUAAUAAAAAUCGAUUUGGGCGAUUUUAA